Molecule: messenger RNA, 3759 nt
Organism: Panicum virgatum (switchgrass)
Lineage: Eukaryota; Viridiplantae; Streptophyta; Magnoliopsida; Poales; Poaceae
Product: disease resistance protein RGA2-like
Exons: 1
Coding region: 354-3704 (1116 amino acids)
Biological process (GO): defense response to other organism
Molecular function (GO): ADP binding
Source: RefSeq, a predicted model, not a curated record
CUUUGCAGUGUGCACUGUGCUACAGAACAAAAAACCGACAUGUGCAAGGAGCAGGUGGCUUCAGUCGUACUGAAAAAAUGUUGUGGACGACCUUUCAGAUCAAAGGAGCAGAUUGUUUAUAGGGCAUAUCUUGUUUCCACAUGGAGGAGCCCCACUUGCUAGUUAUGCAGUACCAAAAUUGAAUGGAAAAUGCCAUCCGCCAUCUUCAGGUCAACAUGCCAAUACACGCUUUGGCUCUCUGGGAGUGUGAACACCUUCCAGCUUUCCCCCACUUCAUGCUUCCAACUAAUAAGUGAAACAAACCAAGAUUCAGGCCACAAGAGGAAACACUGAAGCAUACUCCCCAUAGUCCCAUGGCUGCAGAAGCAAUUUUGGGAGCCUUCAUUCAGACCCUCUUUCAGAAAUUGUCGGAAGUAGCUCUUGAUCAGUUCAGAUCUUACAAAGGCAUCCAGGGCAAACUAGAUACCCUCUCUUGCACCCUCUCUCAAUUGCAGGCCUUCCUCGACGAUGCAGAGGCAAAGCAGUUGGCAGACGCAUCUGUGAGGGGAUGGCUAGCAAAGCUCAAAGAUGUAGCUUACGACAUUGAUGAUCUACUGGACAGCUAUUCAGCCAAGAGUAUGCACCUGAGGCAGAGGCAGAGGCAGAGGCAGACGAAGCUUCCCACAAAGGCAAGUGUCGGUUCUCCCAGCUCCUUCUUGCGUAGGAAUCUACACCAGUAUAGAAUAAAGCAACAGAUUAGCAGCAUAUUGGCGAGGUUGGAAAAGAUUGCAAAAGAACGGGAGACUAUUGGGCUCCAGAUGUUAGGCGGAAUGAGUAGGUCUGAGACCAUAGAGCGACCGCAGUCGAGUUCCCUUGUAGACAGUUCAGCUGUAUUCGGCAGAGAGGCAGACAGAGAGGAAAUUGUAAGGCUUGUGCUGUCUGACAGUGGACAUAAUUCCUGCAAUUUUUGUGUCAUACCAGUUGUUGGCAUGGGGGGCCUUGGUAAGACCACUCUUACACAGAUUGUGUACAAUGACGAGAGAGUGAAAGAACACUUCCAAUUGAGGAUCUGGAUUUAUGUUUCUGAAAGUUUUGAUGAGAGAAAGAUAACACAAGAAACUCUUGAGGCUGCUGCCUAUGACCAAUCCUUGGCCAGUACUAACAUGAACAUGCUUCAAGAAACACUCUCCAGAGUACUACGGGGCAAAAGGUAUUUGCUUGUCUUGGAUGAUGUCUGGAAUGAAGACCAUGAUAAAUGGUUCAGCUAUAGAGCGGCUUUACUUUCAGGAGGUUCUGGAAGCAAGAUAGUGGUAACAUCACGAAAUGAAAAUGUUGGCAGAAUAAUGGGAGGAAUAGAGCCCUACAAGCUACAACAACUAUCAGAUGAUGAUAGCUGGUCUGUAUUCAAGAACCAUGCAUUCAGGGAUGGUGACUGCAGCACACAUCCACAGUUGGAGGUGAUAGGCAGGGACAUUGUAAAGAAGCUGAAGGGACUACCUCUUGCAUCAAAGGCGUUAGGGAGUCUCCUCUUUUGCAUAACAGAUGAAGAAGAGUGGAAGCACAUACUAAGCAAUGAUAUAUGGGAACUAUCAGUGGAGAGGAAUAGCAUACUGCCAGCUCUACGGCUAAGCUACAACCACUUACCACCACAUCUCAAGCAGUGCUUUGCGUUUUGUUCUGUGUAUCCCAAAGAUUACAUCUUUAGGAGAGAGAAGUUGGUUAAGAUUUGGCUAGCACUUGGUUUCAUCAGGCAAUCUAGCAAGAAGAGACUGGAGGAUACAGGCACUGCAUACUUUAAUGAGCUACUAAGCAGAUCUUUCUUCCAGCCUUACAAGGAGAACUAUGUCAUGCAUGAUGCAAUGCAUGACCUUGCUAAGUCUAUCUCCAUGGAAGACUGUGACCAAUUUGAGCAUGAACGGAGACAUGAGAGUGCUAUCAAGAUCCGUCAUCUUUCAUUACCAUGCAAGGAUGGCAAGUGCAUGCAAUCUGGUCCACUUUAUCUUUAUAGGAAGUUAAGGACACUAAUCAUUAUGCAUGGACACAAGUCUAAGAUGUCUCAACUGCCUGAUGGUGUAUUUAUAAAACUUCAAUUUCUUAGAGUGCUUGAUAUGCAUGGAAUAGGUCUUAAAGAGCUACCAGAAUCUAUAGGAAAUUUGAUACAGCUGCGCUUCCUAGACCUCACUAGUACAGAAAUCGGAACAUUACCCGAAACUAUUAUUCAGCUCUAUAAUAUGCAAAUACUGAAACUGAGUGACUGCAAUUCACUAAGAGAAGUGCCACAAGGCAUCACUAAGCUCACUAACAUGCGGCACUUAGAGGCAAGCACAAGGCUAUUGUCCAGGAUACCUGGAAUUGGAAGUUUGAUCUGGCUCCAGGAACUGGAGGAAUUUGUUGUCCGGAAGCGCCAAGGAUACAAGAUCACAGAAUUGAGGAACAUGGACCAGCUUCAUGGACAGCUUUCAAUUCGUGGCCUUAACAAUGUAGUUGAUGGACAAGAGGCACUUGCAGCAAAGUUGAGGAACAAAGAACAUCUUCGAACUUUACACCUCAUAUGGGAUGGGGACUGCACAGCAAUUCCUUCAGAACAACAAGAAGAGGUCCUAGAAGGCCUUCAACCACAUCUUGAUCUCAAGGAGUUAAUGAUCAAAGGAUUCCCAGUGGUGAGGUUCCCUAGUUGGCUGGCUAGUUCAUCUCUUCCUAACCUGCAAACCGUUCACAUAUGUAAUUGCAAAAGCAAGGUUCUUCCACCUCUAGGUCAACUUCGUUUUCUUAAAAAUCUCAAUAUAGCGGGAGCAACUGAGGUCACACAACUUGGACAUGAGUUCACAGGAUUUGGUCAACAAAAAUGUUUUCCAGCUUUAGAAGAACUCCUAUUGGAAGACAUGCCAAACUUGAGAGAGUGGAUGUUUGAUGAUGCUGAGCAGCUGUUUCCUCAAUUAACUGAACUUGGUAUUUUCAGGUGCCCAAAGCUGAAGAAGUUACCCCCUCUUCCAUCAACGCUGACAUCGUUAACUAUAUAUGAAUCUGGACUCGAGUCGCUUCCGGAGCUUCAAAGUGGAGUCAGUCAAUCUUCUCUAACAUCUCUGUACAUAAAUGAUUGCCCAGAUCUAACAUCUCUGCGUGUCGGCUUGCUUGCAUGCAAACUGUCAGUUCUCAAGAGUCUAACAAUAGCCCACUGUGAAUGGCUAGUUUCACUGCCAGAGGAGUGUUUCCGUCCUCUUAUAUCACUACAGAGCCUGCAUAUCUACGAGUGCCCUUGUCUGGUGCCUUGGACAGCGCUUGAGGGAGGCUUGCUUCCCACUUCAAUAGAAGAUAUCCGUCUAAACUCAUGCUCUCAAUUAUCAUGUGUUCUUCUAAACAGCCUAAGAUAUCUUCCUCGUCUCAAACAUUUUGAGAUUGCUGACUGCCCUGAUAUCAGUAACUUCCCAGUGGCGGGCUUACCUCAUACACUUCAAUUCUUGAAGAUAUCAUGCUGUGAUGAUCUCCAGUGUUUGCCUUCAAGCCUGUAUGAAGUCUCCUCACUCGAAACACUAUUCAUUGACAACUGUCCUGCGAUUGAAAGCUUGCCAGAAAAAGGCCUUCCCAAUGGGCUCAAGGAACUCUACAUCAAACAAUGCCCCCUAAUCAACCAACGGUGCCAAGAACGUGGGCUGGAUCGAGGCAAGAUUGUUCAUAUCAGAGACAUUGAGAUAGAUGGAGAUGUUAUUGUACCUGAACAGAUAUAGAAGGUGGAACUUUUGCUCAUAGUGAUUUUGAUGAUGCAAGUAUCCCUCUUUUUUU